Molecule: messenger RNA, 1088 nt
Organism: Tripterygium wilfordii
Lineage: Eukaryota; Viridiplantae; Streptophyta; Magnoliopsida; Celastrales; Celastraceae
Product: zinc finger protein ZAT10-like
Exons: 1
Coding region: 8-889 (293 amino acids)
Biological process (GO): response to stress
Molecular function (GO): DNA-binding transcription factor activity
Source: RefSeq, a predicted model, not a curated record
ACUUGGAAUGAGUCAUCAAAUACAGAGUUCACUCUCUCUCCCUCUCACCAACUCUCCGUUUCCCUCUCUACAUAUAAAUAACCAGCUACCCCUCUCAGUCUCACACACUCACUCAAGAAUUAUGGCUCUUGAAGCACUCAAUUCCCCUAACACCACUACACCAAAUCCUUUCAAUGCUGCCCAUGAAGACUCCCACUCCCACAUCAAGCGCAAACGCUCUAAACGACAGCGUAGCGAGUCCCCUGCAUCUCCUCCUCUUCCUCCUGCUGCUGCAGAAGAACCACAGCACACACCCACCGAGGAGGAGUACCUCGCUCUCUGCCUUAUCAUGCUCGCACGUGGUAACACCAAUAAGGACAAGGCGGCGGCGGUGGUUCAGACGCCGCCGCCGCCAACUUUGAAAUUGGUGUACAAAUGCACCGUGUGCGACAAGGCCUUCCCUUCUUACCAAGCACUCGGCGGCCACAAGGCCAGUCACCGGAAAUCAUCAUCCGCCGCGGCCGCUGCUGCCGAUAACAACAGUAGUAACGAUCAUCCAUCCAGCAGUGUGACCGCCGCGUCGAGGGGUAGGGCCCACGAGUGCACAAUCUGUCACAAGAGUUUCCCCACCGGUCAGGCUCUCGGUGGACACAAGCGAUGUCAUUAUGACGGUACCAAUAGCAACAACAACAACAACGGGAGUGCGGUGACGUCAUCAUCGAGUCACGGCUUGAGUCAGCAGCAGCACCGCGGCUUUGACUUGAACUUGCCAGCUUUGGAGAUGGAAUCGGCUUGGCCAGGACACAUCAUCAUGAGUCGCGGGUGUGGUGCCGGCGAAGAGGAGGUGGAGAGUCCCCUGCCGACGAAGAAACCGCGUUUCUUGCUUAAUGGCGAAGGAUCAAUGAAUUAGGAUUUGCCAGAUUCAAUGGAUUCCGUGGAUUCCAAGAAUUCUUUUUUUUCUUAAUAUAUUUAUUUUUUUGGGUCAAUUGGCUUUGUACAGGGCAUGUCUGGUAGUGACAUUAUCUGGUGUUGUAGUCAUUCUUUUAUUUAUUCUAGCUUAUAAAGUAAUUUAUGAUUUACGUUAUUUUUAAAGGGUUAGAACCCUAGCC